AUGCACCCCUUUUCCGUUCUUACUCUUGGGAUCUUCGUCGCGGGCUAUAUUACCGCCAGGUGGGACCUUGUUACCCGUCUAUACGAAUUGGCCAUCUUCGCCUGGGAUCACGGUGUCGUGACACGAACUGCGAAAGGAUUUUUGUUUCUUUCCGUCUUCUUUUUCCUCCUCGUCCUGCCGAUUAAUCAUCUCGCAUCUAAGGAGGGUCAAUUGGUGAGUAACACCGGAACAACCAAAGCUUUGGGCAGCGAUCGAAAGGUCAAAGCGCUUGGUGCUAGCCUAGGAAUAUUUGCUGACGACAUUGAGGGAUAUAUAGCAUCCGCGCCACGUGAAUCUCGGCGUCUCCGCGCGCGAACAAUUGCGCCGUCGAGGUUCGUUCUGAGACUCGGGUGA
Penicillium hordei is the source of this 393-nucleotide messenger RNA. Its product is annotated as N-acetylglucosaminyl transferase component. The transcript has 2 exons. NCBI's taxonomy places the organism in Eukaryota, Fungi, Ascomycota, Eurotiomycetes, Eurotiales, Aspergillaceae. The record is from RefSeq and is a predicted model, not a curated record. The coding region runs from base 1 to 393 and encodes 130 amino acids.